ACGAGUUACGGAAUUAAUUCCGAAUUUUCGAACGGGACUGUUCCACACCGACCGUCUUGACCUUUGACAUGGUUCGACAUGCUUAAGAAAUUUAUCUAAUAGUGGCGCGAGACGCGAAGGGUUAAGCGAACAAGUCGGAGGCCAGCACUUAUUCUCCUCUGUAUUUGCUUCCUCUGUUUUCAUGGUAUCUGCCUCGAAAUUCCUCUCCCGUGGAAAACGUGGAAAACGGCAACAUGGAACAUAAAAAGAACUCAGACGUCAGUGCUCAUGCGGCAACAUUUAAAAAAUUACGUCGUAAAUUUUCUUCUUCUUCUGCACAAGAUUUGAGAUAUUAUGAGACGGAAAAAGAUAACGAAGGCGUUUCCUCUCCUAGGGGAAUCAUAGAAGCUUGCAUGAGUAGCAUGAAUAAAGGAUCAGAAUCUGACGAUAAUAGCACAUCUAAUCCUGAAGCCAGUGCAUCGAAUUCAAAGAUGCAUACUCGCUGGCGUAAAUUCGUCAAUGUUUGGAAAGUUAGUCCUAUUAAGAAGUUACCUUUAAUUCCUCCAAAGCAAUUAAGUAAAAAGAGCUCGAGUGCCAGUGAAAAUGUAGCCUUUGACUUGAGCAAUUUUAAUUCUCCCUGGAAAAACUUCAGCCUCCAAGAACUCCAAAAUGCAACCUGUAAUUUUAGUCCUGAUAAUUUAAUUGGAAAGGGUGGUUAUGCUGAAGUAUUCAAGGGUUCUUUGACUGAUGGGCAACUUGUGGCUGUUAAAAAGCUCAACAAAGGAACAUCUGAAGAACAGAUCGUAGGUUUUCUAUCUGAAAUUGGCACUAUAGCACAUGUUGAUCAUCCUAAUACAGCAAAAAUGGUUGGUUAUGGUGUUGAAGGGGGGACAUAUCUUAUACUUGAGUUGUCUCCACUUGGGAGUUUAGGAUCGCUUCUUCAUGGAAAGAAGGAGAGAUUAGACUGGGGUGCUAGGCACAAAAUUAUUGUAGGGACAGCUGAUGGUUUGCUGUAUCUUCAUGAAAACUGUCAAAGGAGAAUCAUUCACAGGGAUAUUAAAGCAGAUAAUAUUCUGCUCACUGAGAAUUUUGAGCCCCAGAUUUGUGAUUUCGGGCUUGCAAAAUGGCUACCAAAACAAUGGAGCCAUCAUAACGUAUCAAAAUUUGAAGGCACAUUUGGCUACUUUGCUCCAGAAUACUUCAUGCAUGGCAUAGUGGAUGAGAAAACUGAUGUUUAUUCUUUUGGGGUGCUAAUUUUGGAGAUAGUGACUGGACGCCGAGCUAUUGAUGACUCACAGAAAAGCCUUGUACUCUGGGCAAAACCUUUGCUGGAGAGCAGUGCAAUUGAGGAACUUGUUGAUCCUUCUCUUGGUAGUUUAUAUAACCAAGAGGAAAUGGAUUGCGUGCUCUUAACUGCCUCUGUGUGUAUCGACCAGAAUCCAAUUCUUCGGCCUCGAAUGAGUCAGGUUCUGGAGAUUUUAAGAGGUGAUAAAUAUGACCCCCACUGUCCAAGAGUGCAACAAAAGCGAUUACUUCAAAGAACCUACUCAGAAGAGAUUAAUGAUGCAGAAGAAUACAACUCAACAAAAUAUUUACAUAACGUCGAUCGACUUAAGGAAAUAGCUUUGGAGACAUAAAAGCGCUAUAACAACUUCAGCUAAUUGUAAUCAUUUCUUGAUGUAGAGUAACCAGAUGACCUUCCACAAAAGUCAUGUAAACUACUUUGGAGCUUUCCCCAGUGUAGUUCUUUUGAUCAUUUCCUUAAUAGCUAAUAUAUUACUUUUAUGAACUUAUAUAUACAUUAGAA
Messenger RNA from Daucus carota subsp. sativus, 1786 nucleotides. RefSeq names its product receptor-like cytosolic serine/threonine-protein kinase RBK2. The record is from RefSeq and is a predicted model, not a curated record. Gene Ontology annotation, molecular function: protein kinase activity; ATP binding. NCBI's taxonomy places the organism in Eukaryota, Viridiplantae, Streptophyta, Magnoliopsida, Apiales, Apiaceae. Bases 234 to 1616 code for a protein of 460 amino acids. Gene Ontology annotation, biological process: protein phosphorylation. The transcript has 9 exons.